Messenger RNA from Eurypyga helias (sunbittern), 625 nucleotides. RefSeq names its product sodium/potassium-transporting ATPase subunit beta-1-interacting protein 1-like. The record is from RefSeq and is a predicted model, not a curated record. Lineage: Eukaryota; Metazoa; Chordata; Aves; Eurypygiformes; Eurypygidae. Gene Ontology annotation, biological process: regulation of sodium ion transport.
GAGCUGCUGCGGUGACCGGUGCCCUGCUUUAAUACCCACAACCCUCCUUUGCUCUGUUGCGGUAGCGGCGCUGGAGAGGCAGAUCUUUGAUUUCCUGGGCUACCAGUGGGUGCCCAUCCUGGCUAAUUUUUUACACAUCAUGGCCGUUAUUUUGGGUAUUUUUGGGACCAUCCAGUACAGAUCCAAAUACCUCAUGAUGUACGCAGUGUGGCUGGUGCUGUGGGUCGGCUGGAACGCCUUCAUCAUCUGCUUCUACCUGGAGGUCGGACGCUUGUCACAGGACCGAGACUUCAUCAUGACCUUCAAUACCUCACUGCAUCGCUCGUGGUGGAUGGAGAACGGGCCGGGCUGCCUGGUGACGCCGGUAAUGAACUCCAACCUGGCACCCGAGGACCAUCACGUCAUCACGGUCAGCGGCUGCCUGUUCGACUACCAGUACAUCGAGGUGGUGAGCAGUGCCACGCAGAUAUUCCUGGCGCUCUUCGGCUUUGUCUAUGCCUGCUACGUCAGCAAAGUGUUCCUGGAGGAAGAAGACAGCUUCGACUUCAUCGGCGGCUUUGACUCCUACGGCUACCAGGCGCCACAGAAGACGUCACACCUACAGCUACAGCCGCUCUACACGUGA